AUGAUGAAUGGCUCCGAUCUCGCCAGCACCACGGCCUCCAGUCCCAAAUCCAAAGAGGACCAAGUGGUGAAUGGCCACGAUGAGAAGGAGAACAACCCCUUUGCAGAGUACAUGUGGAUGGAGAAUGAAGAAGACUUCAACAGGCAGGUGGAGGAGGAGCUGCAGGAGCAGGAGUUCCUGGAUCGCUGCUUCCAGGAGAUGCUGGAGGAGGAGGACCAGGACUGGUUCAUCCCAUCGAGGGACCUGCCCCAGGGCAUGGGGCAGCUGCAGCAGCAGCUCAACGGGCUCUCCGUGGGGGACAGCCACAAUUCCGAGGACAUUCUGAGCAAAAGCAACUUGAAUCCAGACGCCAAGGAGUUUGUGCCCGGUGUGAAGUACUGA
Molecule: messenger RNA, 381 nt
Organism: Chaetura pelagica (chimney swift)
Lineage: Eukaryota; Metazoa; Chordata; Aves; Apodiformes; Apodidae
Gene: PAIP2B
Product: poly(A) binding protein interacting protein 2B
Exons: 3
Coding region: 1-381 (126 amino acids)
Biological process (GO): negative regulation of translational initiation
Cellular component (GO): cytoplasm
Molecular function (GO): mRNA regulatory element binding translation repressor activity
Source: RefSeq, a predicted model, not a curated record